AUGGCCUCGGGGGCAGGCGGUCACCCGUUCGCGAGUCCGGCAUCACCGCCGACGAAGGCGUCUUUGACGUCGUGGUGGGAUAAGUUCAAGAAGGGCAACCCCAAGAAAGAGGAACCAAAGGAAGAAGCCCCCCCGGGAAUCUUCGGCGUACCUCUUCAAGAAAGCAUUAAGUAUGCCAAGGUCGCGAUCAGUAUGAACGACCAGAAUGGGAAUUCGUUCAUCUAUGGUUACAUCCCAAUUGUCAUCGCUAAAUGUGGCGUCUUUCUGAAGGAUAAAGCAACCGACGUGGAAGGUAUAUUCCGUCUCAGUGGCUCGGCCAAAAGAAUAAAGGAUCUUCAGGUCGUUUUCAAUUCUCCCGACAAAUACGGGAAGGGCCUGGAUUGGGCUGGUUACACAGUCCACGAUGCCGCGAAUAUCUUAAGGCGAUAUCUCAACCAGCUUCCGGAGCCGAUAAUUCCACUUGAUUAUUACGAUAAAUUCAGACAACCUCUAUCUGUUGGCGGGACAAUAGACGAUGCCGAAGCGAUCAAGACAUAUCAACGCCUUAUCAGUGAACUCCCACCUCUAAACCGACAGUUGCUUCUCUACAUCCUGGAUUUGCUCGCAGUAUUCUCGUCCAAAGCAGAAGUAAAUCUUAUGCCGGCAGCAAAUCUGGCAGCAAUCUUUCAGCCUGGGAUAAUAUCCCACCCUGACCACGAGAUGUCACCCGCGGACUACAGAUUAUCGCAGGACGUAUUGAUAUUCCUUAUCCUAAACCAGGAUAAUUUCUUGCUGGGAAUGAGGGGCUCGGAUGAUAAUGAUGACAAUCAUCACGAGGACAAGGUACCAUCGGAAGGUUACCAACCAUCAUCAGAGUCACCGCGCAAUCAGUCUAAAAAUGGACUUGACAGACACCCGUCGAAUGCUAGCGCAGGGGCUGAGUCCGUAAAAAAGUUUGGGAUUCAACGACACAAUUCGACAAGUUCCAGAAAAUCUGUGUCAAGUCCUAUCGUCGGCCCCAUCGGCCUCAGCCGAAGCAAUACGGUUCCGUCCAAGAACCGUUCCCCUUCCGUAACCACACCUACAUUUCCACCCAGGACACCACAGUCCCCUCGCAUGCCCGUUUCUCCCCGAUUUCCACAGAAAGGACAGAUGACCGAAGGAAUCAGCCCGGAGCAAGAAGUUCCAGAUAACGUCCCGGAGAAGACCACUGCGACGCUGAUACUACCGACGGGGAUUGUGGCCGAACAAACAUUAGAGAAAUUGGAUGCCCCGAGACAAUCGAGCAGUCAUGGUGAGAAGACGACCUCUGAAUUCUCGGAAAUGGUUUCGCCGGUUGAACCACCUACCAACAAUGACACGCAAUCUCAUCCUCCUCAUGCACAGGGAGCCACUGAACAACCCAAUGCAACUAAUCCUCUGCGAACACCUACGAAAGAAAAAGGAUUUUCAUCUUACUUUGCGCGAUCCCCUGGCAGUGAAACUGAGAGGAAGACCUCUAACAAACUUAGGAAGAAGAGGAUCCCUGGAAGUCAAAACCCGUCAGCAGAAUCGUCUACAGCAUCGUUGAAUGGGACAACAUCACAUCCUCCUGUUGCAAUUGCUCAGCAAAUCCCACCAGCCUCUAAUCCCACUUCUCAACAACCCCCCUUGUUACCGAUCUCUGCUUCACCGCCCAAUGAUCUCCCAGCACUAGAUACUAGGACCCCUUCUUUCCAAGCCAACAUCCAAGCAUCGACACCGACUGAUGCAAAACAACUAGAACCCCCAGCUCCUGGGGUUCCUCACGGCAAGGGCGUUCCAUCAGCCUCGACAUCAUCUUUAGUUCAGCAAGUUUCGCAAACUCCGUCGCAAGCGUCGUCUCUUUCCUCGCAAUCCUCUCAACCCGACAACGAAAAACUCGGUGAAAAACCAAAACAAAAGUCCAUCUGGCGAAAGUCUGCUCAGAAGUUGAACCUUGGAUCAGCUCAAGCCACUGCCCAAGCUACAGCCGACAAACUUUCGGGCCUCAUCUCUCCCCCAUUUGUUAAACCCCUUAACAGCAACGGUUCCAUGCAUUCGCUGAAUUCUAAGGGUCGACGACGGAGCCAUUCCGUAGGUGAAAAGGCCGGCGAGGCACCGAAAGAGGUAUCGACACUGCCGCAGCGAGGGGCGAGUGCUAGCGGCCAGCAUGCCUCGAGUACUGAGAAUUUGGGUGCGAUCGGUUGGCUGCAAAAGAAAAUAAAUGAGAGGAAAGAAAAAGGAGAGAAGGAGAGAGAUGCCUCGGCUGGUCCACCACAAUUUCCAAUGCUUCUUACCACUACCCCAAUCGCCGAAGUUGAGACACCAAUCUCACCGAAGAGGUGA
This is a messenger RNA of Orbilia oligospora ATCC 24927, 2325 nucleotides long. RefSeq lists its product as uncharacterized. Lineage: Eukaryota; Fungi; Ascomycota; Orbiliomycetes; Orbiliales; Orbiliaceae. Gene Ontology annotation, cellular component: cell cortex. The record is from RefSeq and is a predicted model, not a curated record. Gene Ontology annotation, molecular function: GTPase activator activity. Bases 1 to 2325 code for a protein of 774 amino acids. The transcript is spliced from 3 exons. Gene Ontology annotation, biological process: activation of GTPase activity; signal transduction; regulation of fungal-type cell wall organization.